Seminavis robusta is the source of this 1268-nucleotide messenger RNA. Lineage: Eukaryota; Bacillariophyta; Bacillariophyceae; Naviculales; Naviculaceae. The record is from the annotation of a GenBank genome assembly.
AUGACAUGCCACAAUGCUGCUGAAAAUGGCCACUUGGAAUGUCUCAAAUAUGCCCAUGAAAAUGGCUGUCCAUGGGAUAAAAUCACUUGCCAACUUGCUGCCAAGAAUGGCCACUUGGAAUGUCUCAAAUAUGCCCAUGAAAAUGGAUGUCCAUGGGACCAAAGAACUUGCCGAAAAGCCGCAGAGAAUGGACAUUUAGAAUGUCUCAAAUAUGCCCAUGAAAAUUGGUGUACGUGGAAUAUCAAUACAUGCCACGUUGCUGCUCAGAAUGGCCAUUUGGAAAGCCUGAAAUAUGCACAUGAGAGUGGCUGUCCAUGGGACGGAAUCACUUGCCAACUUGCUGCAGAAGUCAGUUGGAAUGUAUCAAAUAUGCCCAUGAAAAUCGUUGUCCAUGGAAUAGCAAUACAUGCGGCUAUGCUGCUCAGAAUGGCAUUUGGAUGUGCAAAAUAUGCCCAUGAUAAUGUGUGUGGAAGCAUGAACAUGCCACCUUGCCUGAAUGGCCAUUUGGAAUGUCUCAAGUAUGCCCAUGAAGAGGGCUGUCCAUGGGAUGAACGUACUUGCUCCUCUGCUGCCGGACAUGGUCAUUUGGAAAUUCUGAAAUAUGCCCAUAAAAAUGGGUGUCCUUGGGACAAAACUACCUCCAGUGGGGCUGCCUACCAUGGCCAUUUGGAUAUCCUAAUAUAUGCCAGUGAAAACAGCUGUCCAUGGGAUGAAGGCACCUGUAGCAAUGCAGCCAAAAAAGGUCACUUAGAUUGUCUGAAGCAUGCACAUGAGCAUGGAUGUGGGUGGGAUGCAAGCACAUGUGUUGAAGCUGCUGUGUAUGGCCAUUUGGUCUGCCUCAAGUAUGCCCAUGAAAAUGGAUGCCCAUGGGAUGAAGAUGUGUCUUUCUUUGCAGCUCAAAAAGGCCAUUUGGAAUGCCUCAAAUAUGCCCAUGAAAAUGGCUGUCCAUGGGAGGUAGAUGCUUUGCUGGAGGAUGGCACUUCAGAGGUUAAGGCUUGGGUUCAACACACCAUAUCUCAGCAGAAUGAGUGAAUUUCCUGUAGUUGAAGUUACUAGCUAGAAGUACCAUUAGUUGCUUCAAGGCUGAGGGGUUUGUCUCCCGAAGCAUACCCCCAGUACGCUGUGAUAGUUCCCAUAGGCUGCAUUGUCUACUGUAGAAAAUUUUGGUACGAGUUGCAAGAGAAGGCAAUGCUGAUGACAUCUUGUGUAGCUAAUCAGGCAUCAGAUUUAAAGAUACAUGUACAGUCGUUUUAUAUGAAAAGUGGCAU